AUGAUUGAAUCAUCUAUAAAAUCAAGACUUGAUAAGAUCAUUUCCAUCACAUACAUUUCUUCUGGGCCAGAAUACGCUACAAUUUCAUCUUCUAACACUGAUGACAAGGAGUUUAUGAAGUUGGUACCAAGACAAGAAGGUAGAAACCGAUCGAUAGUUCGAAUGAAUCUGUUUGGAAUCGACGUGGAUUGUUGCAUGGCAACUAGGAAUCACCCAUUUUUUAUACUGUGCAAUCAGCAAAACGGAGAGCGAAUGUUACAGACCAUCCACAACUAUUUCAGACAAUUUUUCGGGUCAUCUAUUGAAUAUCACUUGAAAAAUCAUUGCCCGAACUACAUACCAAGACUGGAGAAUAUCAAGAAUAGUAUUCUUUACUUCGGAAAUGAAGAAGCAGCUGCACAAUUGUUGGAUGGGUACUUAACUCUCUCACCCUCACAGGAAUAUAUCGCAGUCUUUUCAAGCGGAGGAUUUGAAUAUGAAAGGAAUCUGAAAUUGGCUCAGACCAGUGUUCUUGAUAUAUGGAUCCCGGACAGUAGAGCUGGAGGGCUUUUAAAGAAUUUCACUGGGCGACGACUGUUUAUACGUGGAAUAGUCACAGAUGAAGAUGUCAUUCAGUUUCUGAACAGUUGGAUGUCAAGUCAAACACAUCAAAAUUUGGAGUACUUGAAAAUAAAUCGAGGGAGAGGAACUGAUCUAAAUCCAGAGAAAAUAAUGAGAAAUAUUGAAAUGAAACGAUUUGAUCCGAAUCAGAAGAUGCCGGUUUACCAGUGUGAUAAGAGAGAAGUUUUUGACUACUGGAAAAUAGAAGAAUUCAGUAGUCCAAACUUCAUAAUUCGAGAUACUGAUCAACACGUGACAUCACUUGAAAUCACAACACGAGGAAUCCAAUUUGCUUCAUGGAAAAUGACAGAAGAAGAGGUUAUGAGAGGAAGAAUUCAGAAGAAUUUCCAAAGAACUCCUAUCCAAGAAGCAUCCCCUCCCAGAAACUGCAUCUAA
Messenger RNA from Caenorhabditis remanei, 996 nucleotides. RefSeq lists its product as uncharacterized. The transcript has 3 exons. NCBI's taxonomy places the organism in Eukaryota, Metazoa, Nematoda, Chromadorea, Rhabditida, Rhabditidae. The record is from RefSeq and is a predicted model, not a curated record. Bases 1 to 996 code for a protein of 331 amino acids. Gene Ontology annotation, biological process: embryo development.